AUGCCUCCAUGCGCUGCCGUCAAGUCGAAAUCGACAUGCGAGUCGAUCUUUGGCCCGCCAGAGGUACAUGCGGCGUUUCGGGCGACAAACAGCGCUGCGACCGCGAAGUGGCGGUGGACAUGCUCCCAUGUUGCCGACGCGGCGCCGGAGUGGCCGGCGCUGCUCGCCGCGACCACGACGGCUACUCUGAUACUCCGGGCCGACCCGUCCUACCCGACGGUGGCACUCUUCCACGUCUCGCUCACGCUGAGAAAAAUUCUGAAACGGCGUUACGCAGUGUUACAACAGUGCUCUUGCCGCGCCGUGCUGUGCGCCCAAGUUUAUCCAAAGUGA
Emiliania huxleyi CCMP1516 is the source of this 333-nucleotide messenger RNA. RefSeq lists its product as hypothetical. NCBI's taxonomy places the organism in Eukaryota, Haptophyta, Isochrysidales, Noelaerhabdaceae. The transcript is spliced from 2 exons. The record is from RefSeq and is a predicted model, not a curated record. Bases 1 to 333 code for a protein of 110 amino acids.